This is a messenger RNA of Cervus elaphus (red deer), 1267 nucleotides long. RefSeq names its product required for excision 1-B domain containing (gene REX1BD). The record is from RefSeq and is a predicted model, not a curated record. NCBI's taxonomy places the organism in Eukaryota, Metazoa, Chordata, Mammalia, Artiodactyla, Cervidae. The transcript is spliced from 5 exons. The coding region runs from base 578 to 1120 and encodes 180 amino acids.
UUGGGAAGAUCCCAUGGAGAACUGGAAGGCUACCCACUCCAGUGUUCUGGCCUGGAGAAUUCCAUGGACUGUAUAGUCCCAUGGGGUUGCAAAGAGACAGGACCGAGUCAGUUUCUUUUUCCAACCGGUUCACAUAGGACCUGCUAGUCAGUCUGCUGUGGGCUGGGUUCCAGCGACUUGAGCUUUCCAAUGUCAACCUGCGCUCAGAUCCCACUCUUGUCCCAACCUUGUGGCGUCAAAUGACGAAUAUCACUUCCCAGAUUGCUUUUUCUUUAGUUGUGUGGAAAUGGGAUGUGAGGAAGUGAAGUCAGGUGUUGACAGUUGUAUAGAAACAAAACCUUGUGUAUAUAGAACCUUAUAUUCGAGAUCAAAAACUUUGAGAAGGCGAGCGCUGGACAGGAAUGAACACGGGGUGGGGUGGCUAGAGGGUGUCAGUCCUGAGAAGCCCUCCAGUCUGCUUCCCAUUCUUCCCCGGGGUUUCCUCCAGGUUGGCUAGGUUCCGAGGCCUCCGGGCCUUAAGGGGGCGCCAGGCGCAUCGCAGCAACCUGAUCCCGGGCGGGGCCAGAGCUGCGCAGUCAUGAUCACAGCGGAGGCCGCAUCAGAGUCCACUGUCCCUGCGGUGCCCGGUGAUACGGCCGCCACUGGAGUCCCAGAGCGCGAGGAGCUGGUGUGGCCCUGGAAAGAUGCUCCGAUCCGGGCGCUGGUGCAGCGCAUCCACCAGCUGCAAGCUGAGCGCGCGCAGGCCUUCCGCCGGCUGGAGGAAGGCCACCGCCAGUACCUGAGCAGCGGCCCGCCCUACGACUUCCCGCGCUACCGGAGCACCGUACACGAGGUGACCCAGGUCUUCGCCGCCGCCUCGAGAGAGGUGCUGGCGGUGGAGGCCGAGCUAGCCGGACCCCGAGCGCAGCCGCUGCUCGCGAGUCACGUGCGUAGCCUGCAGCAGCUGGAGGAGACGCGACUGACCACGGUGGCCCUGCUGCAGCUGAUGGGGACACCAGAGCUGACUGGGCAGGACGACAGCCUGCAGAUGCACCAGCUGAAGAUGAAGGUAAUUAAAACCAUGGAAGCGAUCAGUGAGGUUCUCCAGGACCUCAGGUUUGAUGCGGAAUCUGCCGAGUGAUGGUGGCUCCGCAGGGACAAGAGAGAUGGAAAAUGGGGCAUAUGGAGCCCUGCCCUGACCACCAGCUGGCUGGGGUCACACCCCACCGGACCACUGACCCUCCCUGAGUUCACUUCACCUCUCAUAAUAAAGAACCUUCUGUCUGCA